This is a messenger RNA of Raphanus sativus (radish), 1950 nucleotides long. RefSeq names its product meiosis-specific protein ASY2-like. Lineage: Eukaryota; Viridiplantae; Streptophyta; Magnoliopsida; Brassicales; Brassicaceae. The transcript is spliced from 7 exons. The record is from RefSeq and is a predicted model, not a curated record. The coding region runs from base 1 to 1950 and encodes 649 amino acids.
AUGAGUCAAAAGGAAGGUUCCUGUGAGAUUCAAAUCUCUGCUUCUGGUGCUCGUAUUAUGAAGGUUAAGCAAGAAGCCGGUAAGAAGAUGAAGAAGGAUGCCAAGAAGAAGAAGGCCAAAGACUCAAUCGGAGCGAGAGUCAAGAGGAUGAAGAAGAAAGAUGGCAAGAGCGCCUCCUCUAGACCUCACUUUCCCUCGCUGUUGAAGAGUCAGGAUGUCGUUAAUCUCGUCGUCCAAGCUCACGGCAAGAAGGAUCUAGCCAGAGCUUGUACGGAUGAUGAAACCCCCGAAUCUGUCCCGGAGGGUUUGUUCUGUGUCAACGAGAAAUACAUCUCCAAGUGUCACCUUAGGUUCCCUCUCCCAACCCUCUUGCUAGAUCUCCUAGAUCACUAUCAACUGGCCCUUUCCCAACUUUGCCCCUCGGUUAUCCGAGUGGUAAACGGGUUCAUCACCAAGGCUAAGGAAGAAGGAGUUAUCGUAGGGUUGACCGAGCUGAUGAGUCUGUUCUUGAUAAAGGAGAGCUCUACCAAGGAUGGCGGAAGCGAGACCUAUUAUCUCCCCCGUCGUCCAGGGCUAGGCAUUUUCAAGUUUACGGCCAAGAUUAAGGACCCUGUCAAGUUAUCCGGUAAACUCACCAGAGCUCUCUAUAGGAAGCUGCAGCACAGCCCUAAUACCUUGGUAGCUUACACUACCACGAGAGUUGGAUCAGCUAGGUUCCAUGAUCGAUACAAGGCUUCCUUUCCUGAUUCAGUUACGGUUGCUGGUUUAGAAGUUUCUGAAGGUGAAUCGAUAUUCUCAGUCUCAUCAGGAGCCAGUACCUCAGAAAGAACUCAAUCACACAAGAUGCCUAUUCAGCCCUCGUUUCGUUCCAGGGGCUCUGCUCCUGUUAAAGAUGCCAGUCGCUCCGAGCCCAGGGUACAGGAAGUUGUCCCUCACUCCGAGGUCCCGGAGGUGGAAGCUGAUCCACAGGUGAUGAAGGAUACUCACGAGUUUGAGCCUCCGAGGAGUAAGAGGUCCAGGACCGACCAGGUUGAUAGACCUUCCAGGGCUUCUUCCUCUUCUUCUAGAGGAGGAACCGUUGGCUGGAACUUCGCUCACUCGAAGCCUGGAUCAGUCUUGGAUGACUCGUGGGGUUUGGCUACGCUGAUGAGGCAUAUGAAGAGAACCGGGUGUGCCUUCCCCUCGAUCGCAAAUCUCACGAACAAAGAGGAGUAUGUUGAGAUUCCCAUUACAUGGUUGGCUGGAGCUAUCAACAUGGCUCAAUUCAAGUUUGAGGAAACUGUGCACUAUGCCCCCAAUGCUGGUGAGCUAGCUCAGGUUACUGAGUUAGUUAGAGCUACCAAGAUGGAGCUUGAUCAGGCUCGGGUUCAGGUCUCUGAAUUUCAAGCUGAGGUCAAGAGACUUGGCUCCAAGGCCGACAUUCAGCAAGGGAAGAUCGAGAGUCAAGCGAUGGAUAUCCAGGUGAAGGGUAGGAAGAUCGCUGAGUUGGAGUCUGCUCGGAAGGUAGCUGAGUACCAGGUCAAGGAGCUGAUUACUUCGUCUCAAGACAACCAGAAGAACAAGGGAGUUGAGGUCAAGCUAGCUGUUAGGAGAGGAAAGAGGGAGGUAGCUGACGCUUACAACAAGGUCUUGGUUUCUGUCAAGGAGAAGUUCUCCAAGAAGAAGGAUGAAGUCGAUCUUCUGGUUUAUGCACAAGAGCUUCAGGCUAAUACCGAGUUCCUGAAGGACAUGCUGGACAACGAGAUCAAGAGUGCUGAAGAUGAGUACAAUCGCUUGGUGGCUAUGAUGCCGGAGGCAGUUGCUGCGUACGAAAAGGCUCAAGUCUCGGACUUCUCGAUCACCCCAGUUAAAGCCGCCCCGGGAGAUGACGACAAGGAAAUGGAGGAAGAAGUUCCUGACAAGGAAGAUGAUCCAGUCGACAAGGGAGCUGAGAAGAGCUCAGAUCUUUAG